Talaromyces amestolkiae is the source of this 3573-nucleotide messenger RNA. RefSeq lists its product as uncharacterized. Lineage: Eukaryota; Fungi; Ascomycota; Eurotiomycetes; Eurotiales; Trichocomaceae. The transcript is spliced from 4 exons. Gene Ontology annotation, molecular function: protein binding. The record is from RefSeq and is a predicted model, not a curated record. The coding region runs from base 1 to 3573 and encodes 1190 amino acids.
AUGGCUCGCUCCAAGAAGGAGGACGUAGCGUGGGAAAAGCAUCGCUCCGAGCUUAAAGCUUUAUACGAACGUCUCACUGUUGACCAAAUUCGAGAAUACAUGUUCGAGCAAUACAGUUUUUCUAAAAGCAACGAACAGUAUACCAGGCAGUUCACUAAGUGGUCUUUCAAGAAGAAUCUCACUAGCGAAGAUUGGAAAUUUAUUGCACACCGUCGCGAGAAACGUAAACGCGAGGGAAAGGAUCCCGGUCCGGUGCGGAAAGAUGGCAACAUGAUACCUGAGCCCAAGGUCAGAAAGGCAAUAGCUCGUCAUGUUCUGCCAACAGCGCAAUAUCUAGAGACGGUUAACGGUGAUAUCGGACCGCCUACUCCAGAGGGAAUCGUUGUCGGGACUCCAAAACCAGAUGUGCAAGGUACAGAUUCAUCUUCUCUUCGGUGGGAUUGGUUUCCUAAUCCUCUAGAAUCACUCGUCGGUCCAGAUGUCGGUAGGCCUAGCUUCGAAGCAGCCACUGACAAUAUUAACUUUGCAUCACCAAUCGACGUCUCAGAAUUAUUUACUUUCCCAACACACCAAACCUUUGAUCAAGCAGGUCUGGAUAUUGUGACAGACACAGACAUUGGCCCUGCUUCGACUACGACGCAUGUUCCUCCAGGUGCAUUCGGUUAUUGUGACUUUGAAAAUCUCAACAAAGAGAUUAUGGAAGGGACGGGAGAACUAUUUUCUUUUUCUAAGCCGGUUCGAAACCUUAGCGACCUGAGUGAAUCUCUCGAGCCUAUUACUAUGGAAUAUGUCCAUAGUGAUCUCAUCAGAAAGGCGAAGAAUAUAUUUCAAUCCGAUCGCUCGAACAAUGUCACGCACUACUUGAGUCUCUGUGUUUACUUGUCGUCAAACAAUCUAUUGUCACCUCUCGCAAUGAAUAAAUUGGUGGCUUUACUGGCAAAAAUCAAGUUUCAGGCCAUAUUAGGAGACUUUUUGCAAUCAGCAAAUACGACCAAUGAAAUAUUCAUGAGCAAUUGUCUGGCCAGCGCCGCCGAGCUAGGCGAAAUAGAGAUCGUUCGAACACUGAUCAAUUAUGGGGUGGAUGUGGAUGCUACGCGAGGAAAUCUUGUGCGACGGACACCACUUUCUUUAGCGAUUAUACAUGGAAAUAUAGAAUGCGUCAGGCUCUUGAUAGAGAACGGUUCCGAUCUCAAUCCAGUCACAGCCGACGAGACGCCACUUCAGCUUGCAUGCAACACUUACAAAUGCUCAAUCGAAAUAGUGCAGCUCUUACUUGAGUCCGGAGCUCAUGUCAACCCUCCGCAGGACUCUUCUCGGCUCACAGCGCUUCAACUAGCUGUGAGUCAAUCCAGAAAGGAUAUAGUGAGUCUACUUCUUGAAUGGAAGGCAGACCCUAACACCUUUACGACUUCUGAAAGUGGUACUGCCUUACAAAUUGCUUGCAGACGUUACUCAGGCGCGGAAAUUCCAGAGCUUCUGAUAGACAAGGGUGCGGGUAUCGAUACACAUGCAGUCAGACAUCGCAAUGACGAUAAAUCCGGCCUUACUGGAUCAGAAUCAGAGUCCGACGUAGAUUCUAAUGAUGAAAAUACUCUUUUUAGAUUCAAGUCACCUAUUCUGAUAGCUGCUGAUCAUGAGAAUUGGGAGACAGUCCAAGUCUUACUUGAGGAAGGGGCUGAUGUCAAUCUGAGUAUGAGUGCAUUUCCACUUAAAGCUUUGAAAAUGGAAUUUGAGGAGGCUGACUGGGACGAAAUGGUUGUCUUGACCCCCUUACAAGCCGCCGUUCGGGCAGAGAAUAUUACCAUGACACGAAUGCUCCUUAGUGCCGGGGCGCAUGUCGAUGCGAGGCCCAAGGGCAAGUGUGGCCACACGGCCCUCCAAAUUGCUGCUAUGGUCGGCAACCUGCGGCUUGUUCGAAUCCUUCUCCUAAAGAAUGCCGACAUUGAUGCGGGCGCGAGUGUUCUUUCAGGGGGCCUUACGGCGCUUCAAGCAGCUGCGCGCCAUUCAGAUACAGAGCUGUUGAGCUUUCUGAUAGAUGAAGGAGCUGACGUUAACGCCCCUGUAUCCUCCGACAACGACAAGUCUGCACUUCGGGUUGCAAUAGCGAAAGGAAAUAUUGAAGCAGUCAGAAUUUUACUUGAUGCAGGUGCAUCCGUUAACGUAAAUGCGAAUUGCAAGGAGGGGCUUUUGGCGAUCCAGGAAAGCAUUCGAAUUUGCAACCUGAAGGUGAGAAACGAAAUGGUAUCUUUAAUUUUGCGUGCUGGUGCCCCAUUUGUACCCCCUGCAGGUCUCGAGCAUUUUGGAGCUCUUCAUGCUGCAGUGUACAUGGAAGAUUUUGACAUGACCGAAAGAUUCUUGAAAAGAGGCGCGAAACCGAAUAUCGGCUACAGUAGAAUCUCCCCCAACUAUACCCCUCUUCAAAGGGCCUCAUCUGAGGGAAACGAACGGUUAGUGAAGCUUUUAAUCAGUAAUGGAGCAGACGUCAAUGCACCACCAAGUUCUUCAUAUGGUAGAACUGCUCUGCAGGCAGCCACUGAAUGUGGCCACUCAAAGAUGGUGAAAUUUCUACUGGACUCUGGUGCCGAUGUCAGAGCACGCGGGGAUUACAGAAAUGGAACGACAGCAAUAGGAGGUGCUAUCGAAAAAUGCAAUCAAGAAAUGGUUCAGAUGCUUCUUGAUAUUCAUCCGGAUCUGAUUACUUCAGAUCCAAAUAUGAGGCGCGGGGCUCUCCACCGAGCCCUACGAUCUUGGAAAUGCAACGCAUCGUUUGUCAGGUUCCUAAUUGAACAUGGUGCUGAGGUGAACGACUCACCAGGGCUGGAAUCAUCUCUUCAGAUAGCAGCCAAGAUGGGGGACUUUGAAAUGGUACAAUGCUUACUUAAUGCUGGCGCAGAUGUGAAUCAUCGUUGGGUAUCUGAAUGGAAAGCUACGAAAGUCACUGCUUUGCAAACCGCUGUUGACUCUCGAAAUAUCGAUAUUGCUCGAUUGCUGUUAGAACGAGGAGCCGAUGCCAGUGCUCCAGCAAAUUCCGUUGCUGGAGGAAAGACGGCACUUCAGAUAGCAGUGUCAAUGAACUACUUUGAGAUGGUGACCCUAUUGAUGGAAUAUAAAGCGGAUAUAAACGGCUUACCUAGUCCACGAGGAGGUCGAACAGCCCUUCAACAAGCAGCGAGCUCGGGUUAUCUCAAAUUGACCCAAUACCUUCUUCAGCAUAAUGCAGACGUCAAUGCCCCAGCUGCUCAAUUCAACGGCGUAACUGCAUUACAAGGUGCUUCCAUCAGCGGCAACAUUCGAAUUGUUAUGAUGUUGCUUGCUGCCAGAGCUGACAUCAACGCACCUCCUGCUUUAGAGAAUGGACGGACUGCUAUAGAAGGAGCUGCCGAAAAUGGCAGAUUAGAUACAUUGCAUCUUCUUUUGAACUUCCACCCCUAUACUGAAGAUUUUGAGAUCAAGAAAAAGAGAGUGGUGAAGCUCGCGCUCGCAAACGGCCAUCUGGCAAUUGGAAGGUUCUUGAUGGCAUACCGGAAAAAUUUUCGAAGUGAUGACUUUUCCACACGCGAUAGAUUGAUCUAA